This is a messenger RNA of Durio zibethinus, 1743 nucleotides long. RefSeq names its product putative protein S-acyltransferase 14. Gene Ontology annotation, molecular function: palmitoyltransferase activity. The record is from RefSeq and is a predicted model, not a curated record. Lineage: Eukaryota; Viridiplantae; Streptophyta; Magnoliopsida; Malvales; Malvaceae.
AACAAUCUUCCCAAUCCUUUAAGAAGGUAGAUGGCAGAUGGGAUGCCUGGUUUUAAGCCAGGUUUUGAUUAAACGUGGCUCACGGCCGGCUUAGGCCAGGCCCGGUACGAAACUGAAACCAAGCCCCACCAAUCUGCACCGUUUUCAUUGCUCCCAGUGCCGGUCCGCUUAGAAAAAAGCUUGGCCCAUCACCACAAACUCUUUCUGGGUUUCACCCAGAAACGUGUUGAAAGAAAUUAUAGUAUUUAUUCAUAUUUCAUAUUCUUAUACACCUUAAUUUAGUAACUUAUUAUUGUAUUAUAUGUUCAUUGAUUAUGGUGUGUCGCUUUCCUUAUCAGGAAAAACCUUUGGGCAAACAAAUUUCCUAGGUUCCAAGUUCCAACCCAAAUCAAGCAUUAGAAAUAUCAACUGCAUCAUAUUCAUUAUUUACCCAUAUUCAGGGUCAGGGGGAACGGAAUUCCUUUUCUCAUCGGAAUUCCAUAUUUCCUCUCAAAUUUUCUUCUUUGUUUUACAAACUAUACAAAAAUUAUUAUGGCAUGGAAUGUUUUCAAAUUCUGUACGGCACUACGUGCCUUGGGUUCAAUUAUGAUCGUUUUCGUUCUUGGGAUUAUUGGGGUAACUUAUUAUGCAGUGGUCGUUGCUCAUUAUGGCCCAAGUCUCUUUCUUGGAGGCUUUGAUAUGCUUUCUGCUAUUCUAGUUCUCUUCUUGUUUCAUUUUCUGCUGUUUAUGGUAUUAUGGAGUUACUCUUCUGUUGUUCUAACGGAUCCGGGUGGUGUUCCACCAAAUUGGAGGCCUCUCAGGGAUGAGGAGAAAGGUGAUGCUGAUCCUUUGGUAGGUUCAAGUUAUGGAAGUGCAGAAUUAGGUUCAACUCAGUCAGCUAUACCUGGUGAUUCCAAAAACCAAGGCAUACGUUUCUGUCAGAAGUGCAAUCAAUUUAAGCCACCUCGCACCCAUCACUGCUCUGUUUGUAAGAGAUGUAUAUUAAAAAUGGACCAUCAUUGUGUUUGGGUCGUCAACUGUGUUGGGGCAUUGAACUACAAGUAUUUCCUUCUUUUCUUGUUUUACACAUUUCUUGGCGCAACACUUGUCAGUUUAUCAUUAUUGUGGGUUUUUAUGGAAUUUUUUAACGAUAGUGAGAUAGCUGAAACACCAGGAACACUUGCUGCUACCUUUAUUGCAUUUGUGUUUAACAUAGCAUUUGCCCUAAGUGUUCUGGGCUUUCUGAUUAUGCACAUAACAUUGGUGAGAGCCAAUACCACCACUAUUGAGGCAUAUGAGAAGAAAAUCACACCUAAGUGGCGUUAUGACCUUGGUUGGAAGAAAAAUUUUGAACAGGUGUUUGGAACAGAAAAGAAGUUCUGGUUCAUCCCAGCCUAUUCAGAGAAUGAUUUAAGACGGAUGCCAUUCCUUCAGGGUUUCGAAUAUCCAACAAGGCCCGACUGGGAGCCACCCCUGCAGCAUUAACUAGGGUUGACAAAUCAAGCUUUCAAGUUUCUACCACUCAUAAGAACCUGGGUUGCAUCUUAUGUACAUAUUGUAUCCUCGUAAGUGAUAACAUUGGUUCUUAUUUGAUGCAGUGGUUAUUGUUUCUUAAAAAUGUUUGAGACCUGCCAAUGCGACCCCAACAUUUUUCAUUGCUUUCCCCUCUUGCCAUGUAAUCAUUUGAGCUUGUAUUCUUGUUCUUCAUAUCUUUAUCAUUAUUUUAAUUAUUGUAAUAAUUGGAACGUUCUUAAGUAUUUUUUU